GGGAUAUCUCUCUUUCACUGUGCUUUCCGUACUGGUUGAUUGCAACUCGUGUACCGAUGCGGAAAGAAUUACUGAAGAUACUCGGUUCUUUGCCGAAUUUUUUGUCCUUGUCAAUUUUAUUUGUUUUUAUACUUGAAAUAUUCUUCUGCUUCAUUCAAAAAUACACUUAUCAUACAUUUCAUACAAAUUUAUUCCUAGUUCUAUAAUUAAGCAUUACUAAAAUGCCUUAUUGUCCGCUAAACGUUUCGGAGCUCCCACUCAAGACUUUAGAGCCAUCGCCUCAUGUUGUUGACGCCAAGAAGUAUAUGGAAAGUCGACCGGACGUAUACUUAGCUCGAAAGACCAUGGCGCCACUCGAUGGGGUAGUGACUUUUUUAUGGCUAAAAGACCCUCGAUAUUUGCAGCAAUUUCUCAAUCGCCGAUGCUCAUUGUUUGUAUGCCAAAUUAAGAGGACAAAUCCUGACAAUGGAGAAAUCUCGUGGAAAAUGACGAUUAUGCGACAAAAGAUGUCGGAGUCCUUGCACACAAUAGAAUUAAGUAUCUCCAUGUUUGUGAAGAACGAGUAUGAAGAAUUGUCGAUUAAAACCAGCAAAAUACACUACAUCACAGACGGACACAUCCUACGAUUCGAAUGUCACGAUGUCGAUGCAUCCGAGAUAUGGGCAACUCCCAACUCACCUACUACCAAGGCGACUUCCAAAGCUACCCUAGAAAAUUUGAGCCAACCAGAUAAAAUAAUGCUCUUUUUCGCCAUGGUUGUUAUGGAAUUUGAGUGUCAAGAUUUACUUAACCCCGAUGUAGUCCCUGUAGACGAAAUCCCCGAGUUUCGUUUCGUUUUUGAUGGGAAAUGGAAGAAGCCCGAUGAUUUGAUUAUUUGUCCUCGAUUGCGCAGUAGGGGAUUUUAUCCUCUGAUGGUUUACUAUCAGUCAGUAUACAGGAAAAGUAUAGAGAUUACGGAGAAAAGUCUCAAAAUCUGCGAUAUACGAAUGCUACCUUUAUGGCGGCGUUGUAUUUGCCAAGCGCCGGCUACUAGACUUGCCAUAGAUUUGAUGGAGAGCGAAAAUGUGAAAAUGAAGAUGAAACACUUCUGCAAGGUUUAGCCUUUUUGGGGGUCAUUAUCGGGACAAAAUACGGGGAAUGUUUCGUUGUGAUUGCUCGUCUGCUUUGGAUUGCAGAGAAAGAGGACGCAGGAGAUGCUGUUGGGCCCGUCUUUGUGUGUUCAUUUUGUAUGAUUGUUGCAUGUUCUUCUAGAUCCAAACGUCAUAAGCUUGGCAUGCCGAAUCUGUGGAUUACGAUCAGUCUUUUGAGAUGUAGUUAGCGGGUGAUAAAGGUACGUUUGCUUCUGCUUCUGUUGCUCUUCAAGCUUGUGAGGUCCUACAAAAUCAUCCAAAGCAAAACGAGCAGAUGCCUUAAGUAAAAGUUUAGUUGAUUAUUGGGACUCGUGAAUGUCUUUUAUAUGAGUUUUUGAAAUUUUAGUGCUCUUCAAUCAUCAUUCUUCAAAACGUCUUUGCAGAAUCAAGUACCAAUUUGUUACACGAGUUGAGUAUUUCACAAUGAAUUCUGUCUACCGGUGGAUCGGUCCUGUUCAUAUUUUCAAGCAUUAUCAGUGAAUAUCCAGAAAACUUCA
This is a messenger RNA of Botrytis cinerea B05.10, 1627 nucleotides long. RefSeq lists its product as hypothetical. The transcript has 2 exons. The record is from RefSeq and is a predicted model, not a curated record. The coding region runs from base 222 to 1100 and encodes 292 amino acids. NCBI's taxonomy places the organism in Eukaryota, Fungi, Ascomycota, Leotiomycetes, Helotiales, Sclerotiniaceae.